CUGGGCACCGACGCUGGCUCAGCUAUCACUGAACAUAGAAAAUGCAGAGGUUGGAAAUCAAAGCUGGAACAUGCUGGAAAGACUCAGCGGGACAGGUGCUGGCCGUGUGGAGUUUGCACCUUCUCCCUGUGCCGGCUUUGGUUUUCUCCGAGUGCUCAUGUUUCCUCCCCCAUCCCAGUUGGUGAGUGAAUCGGCUGCUUUAAAAACAAUCCAGCAUUCAGAUUCAUGUUUCCGCCAUUCAGAUUCCAGCUGCAAGGGUUAUCAUGCAAGAGGCUUCCUUCACCCCUGUACAAGUGCUGCCGAUGCCGGGCAGUGUACUGGAGAUGGUACAAGAAGCGACCCCUAUCACCCAGAACAUCUCCGGAGAGCAGCGUCACACCUGCGCCGAGGACAUAUAAAUGCGGCGGUGCCAGCGGAACGCGGACCAUUGCCCCGCCGAGCGUCUCCGGAGGAGAUGAGGAACGCGCUGUUCAUGGCUUUUGGGAUAUCGAUGAUCUGCGCGCAAAUCCAAAGGAAAACCGAUAUGGAUUUCGCCUCAGACCUGAAGUAUACCUGCAGUUGGAACCGCGGAGCCUGCCGUGAAUAUCAAUGCAAGCAACACGAGUUCGCCACGCCAGACUCCUGCCCCCAGGGCAUCUUGUGCUGCAGGCGGCGGCAGUGGAAGAACGCGGCAGCCGGUCCCAGCCGGCCUCGCCAUAAGCUAAACGUCGGCUGAACCGGUCGUACCCCACGCUCGCAAUAAAGCCCGUGCAUUG
This is a messenger RNA of Leucoraja erinaceus (little skate), 755 nucleotides long. RefSeq lists its product as uncharacterized. Lineage: Eukaryota; Metazoa; Chordata; Chondrichthyes; Rajiformes; Rajidae. The coding region runs from base 71 to 715 and encodes 214 amino acids. The record is from RefSeq and is a predicted model, not a curated record. The transcript has 2 exons.